Anopheles nili is the source of this 1395-nucleotide messenger RNA. It is a transcript of the gene Pnn, whose product is annotated as pinin. The record is from RefSeq and is a predicted model, not a curated record. NCBI's taxonomy places the organism in Eukaryota, Metazoa, Arthropoda, Insecta, Diptera, Culicidae. The coding region runs from base 1 to 1395 and encodes 464 amino acids. The transcript is spliced from 3 exons. Gene Ontology annotation, cellular component: catalytic step 2 spliceosome.
AUGGCAACGGAAGUCAUGAAGGGUUAUAACGAUUUGCAGCAGGCGCUGGAUCGUGCAAGGAGCAACCUCAAAGGCUUGAAUGAAAACAUCAGAAGAAUAAUAGGCCGGGAUCCGUCUAACACCGAGCAAUACAACAAUGGUCGUGGCCCAAAUGCACCGAUUGGGGGAAACGGAAAUAAUGCAGCCAUGAGAGAUGCUUUCGAUUCGAGGAAAAGAAGUUCAAUCGGCUUCGAUGCGCCACAUGCGUUAGGACAGCGCCGGGAGCAGGACAGGCGAUAUUCGGACCUUGGUCAGAAUCCAGCCAAACGUCGUGCCAUAGGAGAAACGAAGUCGGUUUUUAGUCGACUCUCAGGACCACCGAAUCGCGACGUGGAGUAUGAAAAGCCACGAAUUUUCUCGCGCGUUAUCAAAGAACAACCAACCAAGGAAGAUAUCGUUGCCGCUCAGGGAUCCGACGAACGGUCCCGUGCCCGCAACCGGCGUAUAUUCGGUUCGCUGCUGGGCACGUUGCAAAAAUUCUCGCAGGAAGAGUCGAAACUGAAAUCUAAAGAGGAGAAGAAAGCAAUGAUUGAGAAGAAGCUCGAGGAGCAAGAGAAAAUGGAACGGGAAAACAUGCGUAAAGAAAAGCAGUGCUUGUUCACGGACCGAAAGCGGCAGCAGCUGGAAAUACGGGCGUUGGAAGCAAAGGUGGCAAAAUUGAAAGAUCUUGAAAUGUGGGAAAAUUCGAAGCAACCGUUGCAAAACUUUAUCAAAACUAAAACGAAUCCCUCGAUAUACUAUCUACCAAAGCGAAUGAACGCUGCUGCGGAGAGGAAAUUAACAGAUUGGCGACAGGAACACCAGAUAAUGAUGGAACAAAAGCGACAAGAGGUGAUGGAAAGCAUCGAGGCGGUGGAGGCUCGUUUCAAAGCCGACAUUAAGUAUCUAGAGGAAUAUGGAUCCAAAGGUCGCAACAAUGCUGGGUAUGAACGACCGGCACUAGAUGGAUCAAAAUCGACCGGUUCCAAUGAAGGAAAUAUCACUGGUAGCGCCUCGAAGCAUGAUCGAAUGCAAAUGGAGGAAGACGAGGAAGAUGAUGACCCGCACGGUUUCCAUUAUGAGCAUGAUGAUCAGCUCGAGGUCCCAGAAGGACCAGCCCUUCCUGCUUCGAUGGUAUCGCGGUUUAAAAUAACGAUUCAGAACACCGAAAAGAGGCACGGUACUGUUGCCCGAGAUGUUUCUCCUGAAGUGCCCAAAGUUGUGCGAUUAAUGUCAACCGAUACAGUGGAAGCCGAUGUAUGUAUGUCGGGCAAUAACGAAGAUUCAAAUAGUCCCAACAGGCGUACAGCAUCUGCAGAUAAAGUAACGAAAAACAUUCAAAUAACAUUCAGAGCGUCGAAAUUAGACGACAAUUGA